AUGCCGCGCCCAGCGACAACAGGCUACGAGCGGCUCGCGCAAGCCGACCAUAGCGACGAGUCCGACGACGACCCGCUGAUGGCCAGCUAUGCGUCUUUGCAGCCGGCAUCAACCAUACGCUACGCGCCGAUCGGCCAGCCGCGUCCACACUCGGGCAUGACGACCCCGAAGCGCCGAUCCUCCAUCAUCGGCUCUUCUUCAGCAGCCCCCGGGGGUUCCCGAUCCCGCCGUCGCGGACGCCGCAACUCGGGAGUCGAUUUGAAGGCCAUCAAUGCCCGGCUCGAGCGUUGGGCCGAUGAGAUCGCGUCGAAGUUUAAGCGGACGAGGAAGAAGAAAGAGGGGGAGGAUGAACGGCUGGAGAUACAUCACUCAGUGUUUGUGCCGCCCGAGGGGAUACGGCCGGUCACAGCCGAGCAGUUGAAUAACCCAGAACCGGGGUACAUGAGUAAGGAAGAGUUUGAGGAAAUUGUUGAGAGCGUGAGGACGGCAAUACGGCAGGGCGUGCAUCCGCGGAUGAUUUCUCAGGGAAGUUCGGGCAGUUAUUUUGCCAGGAAUCCGGAGGGGAAGGUGGUCGGUGUGUUUAAACCGAAGGAUGAGGAACCGUAUGCGGUUGGGAAUCCCAAGUGGACGAAGUGGAUUCAUCGGAACCUGUUUCCUUGUUUCUUUGGGAGGGCAUGCCUCAUCCCAAACCUCUCCUACGUCAGCGAAGCCGCCGCGUAUGUCCUCGACGUUCAGCUACGAACGCACCUCGUCCCUUAUACCGACGUGGUCUACCUCUCGUCCAAGUCCUUCCACUACCCUUUCUGGGACCGCUAUAACCACUCCCGCAAGGGCAAGCCGCUACCCGCGAAGCCUGGCAGCUUUCAGGUCUUCCUUAAGGGCUACAAGGACGCCAACCUCUUCCUGCGCGAGCACCCCUGGCCGGACCAAUACAUAGCAGGCUUCCGCACGACCGACCCGCACCGCAAGCGUCGCAGGCGCUGGGCCGACAGCUGUCGACCCAUGGGCGCUGCCCCGCCGGAUGAUGACGGUGAUAGCGAUGAGGACGCAGCGCACGAGAGUCCGCGCUCGCAGACCCUCAGCCCAGAGAACUUUGUCUGGACGCCGACGCUGAAGCAGGCGUUUCGCGAAGAGCUGGAAAAGCUGGUCAUCCUAGACUACAUCAUGCGCAACACGGACCGCGGCCUAGACAACUGGAUGAUCAAAGUCGACUGGGAAACCCAAUCCGUCUCGAUCCGCUCGGAACCCAUCCAUCUCAACAUGGACGUCUCCGACCGCGACCCCGCAGACGAACAGUCCGAUCCCGGGCCCCGCCCUGUCGACCUCUCCAAACGCCCACCCCCCAAGACCCGCGUCUCCUACCCCUACCGCCCGGAACGGCCCAUGGAUCCCUCCACGCCUCCUCCCUCUGGCCCCCAUGAACCCAAAAUCACCAUCGGUGCUAUUGACAAUUCCCUCUCCUGGCCCUGGAAACAUCCCGACGCAUGGCGCAGCUUCCCCUUUGGCUGGCUCUUCCUCCCCGUCGACCUCAUCGGUAGACCAUUCUCGCAAAAGACGCGCGACCACUUCCUGCCGUUACUCACGUCCACCGCGUGGUGGAGCCAGACGCAGGCCAGGCUGAGGAAGGUGUUCCAGGUGGAUCCGGAUUUUCAGGAGCGCAUGUUUGCCAAGCAGAUGGCGGUUAUGAAGGGGCAGGCGUGGAACGUGGUUGAGACGCUGAAGACGGCAGAUCAUGGGCCGUUGGAGCUGACGCGCAGGCCGAAGGUCUGUGUGUGGGAUGAUUUGGUCGACGUCCCGGUUGCCGUGCCGAUGAGGGUGGCGAGCGUAGAGAUGAGGAGACGGGCUGAGAGGUUGAACCGUAAUCCAGGGGCGGGGUAUAUUGCUGAGGAGGAGGAGGAGGAGGAAGAGGAGAUGGACAUCGCUGCUUUACACGGGCAGGACCAGCAGUCGGCGAGUGCGCCGGCUGGGACGCCCACGGGAGAUCUGUUGGGGAUGGCGAGCCCCUCCGCAGCGUCGAUGCCGACUUCUACGUCGGAGUUGCCUCACCCGGGGAGGUUUGAGUUGGCGCUGGCUGAUGAGCCCGUCUCUCCGGCGUUAGUGAACGGUUCCGCGGCAGCGUCGUCUUCGACCCCUUACCCAGAGGGACAUUCGUCCUUGUCAUCCAGGCAGGCAGCGCUCAACAUGUAUGCCCCGGGCCGCACACCAGGUAACGGCUCUGCCGAGCCUCAACGAAUAUGGUCCUACACCACCACCGCAGCUGCUCGUCGCGAAAGCAACAGCAUUGCCGCGCAGCUCUAUCACGGACACUCCCGGCACGGCAGCUCCAGUUCGAGUCGUGGAGCAGCAGCAAGGAGGUGGAGUGAAGACGAAAACUGGGACCGUGGAGUCGGUGGUGGUGGAGAUAGGGAUGAAGAAGAUGAGUUUGAGAUAGAGGGUGGGGAUUUGGGAUACGCGGCGGCGACGGGCAUGGAGGCUAAUAGGAGGAAGGUGAUUGUGGAACGGCUGGAGAUGGUGAAGGCGAGGAAUCCUGUUUUUACCUGGUGUUGA
Thermochaetoides thermophila DSM 1495 is the source of this 2547-nucleotide messenger RNA. Its product is annotated as phosphatidylinositol 4-kinase-like protein. Gene Ontology annotation, biological process: endosome organization; Golgi organization; phosphatidylinositol phosphate biosynthetic process. Gene Ontology annotation, cellular component: lysosomal membrane; plasma membrane; trans-Golgi network. The coding region runs from base 1 to 2547 and encodes 848 amino acids. The record is from RefSeq and is a predicted model, not a curated record. Lineage: Eukaryota; Fungi; Ascomycota; Sordariomycetes; Sordariales; Chaetomiaceae. The transcript has 2 exons. Gene Ontology annotation, molecular function: 1-phosphatidylinositol 4-kinase activity.